GCGCCAACGACGGCGCCUCCUCAAAGCUGUUCCGGCGGCGCCUUGAAGCUGUUCUGUCGCCAUGUCUACCAAUGGCUUAGAGUUAAAUGGGUACGCGUGUUCUCCUCCACCAUUUUUUCCCCGACGAGCAUCUUCGCACCGAUGGCGGAGCGCCGCUUGCCAUGGUAAGAUCUGGACUCAUGUAGCUAGAUUUGAUUUUUUGCAGGGCCAUUGACGGAGAUGCGGAGCUCUACGGUACUGCCGCUGGAGUCUCAGGAUUCCGUGAGCGCUGUAGGUGUGGAGGCGGUCGCCGCCGGCGAGCCACAGGCCGUCGGAAAGGGAGCCACAUAUGACGUUUGCUCCGAGGUGACCAGCGGGUGGACGCGAAGGUUAGUCAGGGGGGCACCAUGUGCAUAAGAAUUUUUUCCUCGUCUAUUUGGCGAUUGUUUAGCACGAACCUUGAUUUGUUUUGCCAGACUAUGACUAUAUUGUUUGAUCCGGCGGUUAGCACACCUUCCUUGGAUUGCUGUGCAGUAUAGAUGGCAGUUGUUUUUUCUUGUGAGAUAUUGAUAUGAGAAAGUAACAUGUAUUUGGUGUCUAAUUAGGGUCAUGUGAUGGAAAAAAUGUGCAAGCCUAGGUUAAUUCUGUUUUGCUUGGGGGAUUGACUUCGACAGCUACACAAGUUCAUUGGGUUGUAGAUGCGUUAGUCUCUAGUCAAUUACCGAUUUAUUGUGGCAUCAUAAUGCGUUUGGUUCGUUUGCCAAGUUGAAACUGUUAUCUCAAGUCUUUUAAUUUUCACACUGAUGGAAGUGGUUUCGGGCCUACAUCCAUUAGCCAAUUACUGAUUUAUUUGUGCCAUUUUUAGUGAGCUGGAUUCGUUUGUUUCACGCAGUGAUGAUAGAAUUAUCGAUAAAAGAGUUUUAGUUUAUAGGGGUUGGGUCGCUGCGUGAGCUGUGUGUUCUGUUUUGGAUUUUUGUUUCGCUGUUCGUGUGGGAUAAAAAUGAAUCCAUGGCAUAUGUAUGUGUUGUUUUUAUGAUUUUGCAAGUGAAUGAGAUUUUUAGAAUACUGGGAUAUGUAUUAUGUAGUUUCAAUUUAUAUGAUUUUUUUGAGCUAAGUUUCUAGGUUUGUUAGAUGGAUGGAUGUAGCGAUUGUGCCUGGCGUUCUUUAUGUUGAUAUAUUUUUGUUUCGAGGGUAAUUGAGCAUUUUCAUCCAUGUGUUUUUCCACAAAAACACUGUCUGCGGGGUUAGGAUUGGGAAAGGCACCUGAGGAGAGGGAGAUGAACCCUGAUAGGAAAACAACACUUGAAUUGUCAGUUCGCGCUUACGCAGAGACAAAAUCUGGGCCAGUCAUCAAUCCAACAAUUGGCACAUCUUUUGACUCGUUGGAUGAAGCAUAUGAGUUCUACAACCUCUAUUCAUGGGAAUAUGGUUUCGGCGCGAGGCUUGCGAAAAGCAGACUGAAUGUUAAUCGGAAGAGAUGUAUGCAAGAAAUACUGUAUGCUUGUGCGGGCAAACCAAUGAGGGAAAACAGUCGAUCAUCAAGGUGCGGGUGUGAAGCCAUGAUUAGAUUCCUCCGUUCAAAUGACAACGGUUGGUACAUAUCAGAGUUCAAAUCAGGCCAUAACCACCCUCGAUCAUCAAGGUGCGGGUGUAAAGCCAUGAUUAGAUUGCUCCGUUCAAAUGACAACGGUUGGUACAUAUCAGAGUUCAAAUCUGGCCAUAACCACCCUCGAUCAUCAAGGUGCGGGUGUGAAGCCAUGAUUAGAUUGCUCCGUUCAAAUGACAACGGUUGGUACUCCGCACGCCGCCGGCCAAGAAUCAACCUCGUCGUCGCCUGGACACCCGGAGGCGAGGGAGUCGGUGCUCCGGCUGGCUCCUUCAGAAUAAAUCUGUCAUCCUCGCUUCUCUAA
This is a messenger RNA of Triticum aestivum (bread wheat), 1889 nucleotides long. RefSeq lists its product as uncharacterized. The record is from RefSeq and is a predicted model, not a curated record. The coding region runs from base 1191 to 1889 and encodes 232 amino acids. The transcript has 2 exons. Lineage: Eukaryota; Viridiplantae; Streptophyta; Magnoliopsida; Poales; Poaceae.